UGAAAUUGUAAAUUUUACCAUUGACCAUGUACUGCAUUCUAGGACUUCCAUUUGCUAUUUAAAGAGCGGUAAUAGUGAUAAUUCAAACACAAGGGUGGGACUUUAUUGUGAAAAUGGAGAUAUAUCAUAGACAAAUAAUCCAAGUUUUAUAACCUCGUUGGAAAUUAAUAUUCAGUAAGAUCGUUGUGGCGGGAGUGUAGAUAUAUGCUGAAGGAGUCCCAAAAUGUAUUGCUAUCACAUUACUUAGUAAAACACAGAACCAUAACUCAAUUACGUGCACAGUUUAUUUACAACAAUUAGUGCAAAAAGAAAAAGUUUUUUACUCCGAGUUCUUGGUUGUCCAGAUGGAAAUACUGCUGCAGGUUGGACUUUUGGUUGCAAUUUUAAGCGCCGUUUAUACUUUUGCCUUAGAGAAAUCAGAUGAAGGACGUCCAUAUGAAUUCGGCUUUACGAUUGAUGGUCAGCAACAUAGACAUGAAAAGAAAGAUGAAAAGGGUAUUAUACAAGGCGAGUUUGGUUUUAUCACAGCAGAUGGAAUAUACCACGUAACAGUCUAUGCUACAGAUGAAAAUGGAAGCUUCAAAAUUUUAAGCAUGAGAAAUAUUCGGAUAAGUGCUCCACUGGACGGAUCACCAUUCAAAGGGGAAAUUUCCCCAGAAGCGACGAAAUAUCUUAAGAAGCCCAGUGCUUCUUUACCACAACCAAUACAGUCUCAGGAACCUAAUCCUAUAUCUUUACCUCAUUCAGUGCCCCAACCAGUUAUCAGCACUGCAAACGUAAAAAAUCAAAUUCAAUUUACUACGCAGCCUACAAUUAGACCGGCAUGUGCUAGUUGUGGGUUUAUAUCAACGCCGAAACCUGCACCAUUAGAAAAAUCUUUAAUUCCUACUCAGCGAUUUGCAGCAAAACAUAAUUUACCAAUUGUUCCCACCCAGUAUCAAAAUACUGCAAAUGUGUUAACGCCAUUUGACCCCGCCAAUAGUAGUGGAGGGAAAGAGGAUCAAAUUUUAAAUAACGUUGGAGGUCAAAAAGGCGAAAUUCCACAAAAUCGCUUUACGCAAGCAGAUCAAAUUGAUCGUGUCCAACCAAUUCAAGUUGUCAGCAAAGUCUCUCAAAAUGUAGACGUGUAUAAAUCGGCUGUUGGUCCACAAACAACGAACUAUAACAGUCCUAGCAUAAAAACGAGUUCAGAAGUUGGCCGAACUAGCAUCAGUGGAUCUGUUGGAGAUAGUGGAACCACUCAUCAAACCCCCAUAGGCCAACAAACUGGCUUAAAAAAAUCAGAAGAGCAAACAUACCCACACUCCGGAAAUUCGAAUGGCAACUAUAAAGUUAGUAACCAGAAUAGUCAAUUGGAAGGGGGUACGGAAAAAGUCCCUAUUAUUGGUGAUUCACUGGGUUUUCCUGCUGGUGAUCGUACAACGACUGGAAAAGAUGCAGUAACGAGUUUUCUAAAUGCGCAAGAACAUCCGGAUGCAAAUCCUCUGCAACUUGCCGUCAAUCCUGCGAAUGCAUUUGCCACGUUGCCUCCUGUUUCAGUUUCGGAAGGUGUUAUUCACGUAGGUGGAAACAACAAACAGGAUAUUCGUAUUAACGACAAAUUUCCGGGAAUGCAAGAUGGUCUACCGGCAGGAAUCGACGAAAAAGACAUCACAAACCUUUUGUACAAAUUUCAUUACACAGUAGGAUUUCACGGUCAUUACGAGAAAGGUCUUAAGGAUGGAACCAAAAUUGGAGGAUAUUUUGUGAAUGGUAGAGAUGGCAUAAGCAGGGUUGUUACGUACAUUGCGGAUGAGAAUGGUUACAGACCGAAAGUGAAGUUUAUUAAUUUGGGAUUGGAGUCCGAAGAUACACCUAAAGCUGCAACGGAGAAAACAUUUGGACUGAAGAGCUUCGAAUUCAUGUGGUACCCCUUAUAAUAAACGUAUUUUUAUCAA
Dendroctonus ponderosae (mountain pine beetle) is the source of this 1937-nucleotide messenger RNA. RefSeq lists its product as uncharacterized. Gene Ontology annotation, molecular function: structural constituent of chitin-based larval cuticle. The coding region runs from base 345 to 1919 and encodes 524 amino acids. Lineage: Eukaryota; Metazoa; Arthropoda; Insecta; Coleoptera; Curculionidae. The transcript is spliced from 10 exons. The record is from RefSeq and is a predicted model, not a curated record. Gene Ontology annotation, cellular component: chitin-based extracellular matrix.